Messenger RNA from Paramecium sonneborni, 412 nucleotides. The record is from the annotation of a GenBank genome assembly. NCBI's taxonomy places the organism in Eukaryota, Ciliophora, Oligohymenophorea, Peniculida, Parameciidae.
UUUACAUCUUAUAAACUAUGGACCCGUAAUUAAAUGCUUAAUAUGAUAUAACAAGAAAAGAUUUACAAGAGUUUAUGUAAGAGUGUUGCUAAUAUUGUAUUUCAGAGUAUAAAAGAGGCUAAGAAGAUGUAAUUAAACUUAUGUUAAAAUAUGCAUAAUAAGUAUUAAAAACAAUUUAGAGUAGGAAAGUAAUGGAGACAUUAGAAAAAUGAACAUUAAUACUUUAUUAAAUUAUUUAAUUGAAAAAAGAAAUUAAUUAGAGGUCAAUGGAAAUCGUCCUCUUUAAAUAGAGAAUUAACAUACUAAUACUGUAAGCAAAAAAACAUUAACUUAAAAUACAUAAAAUGAACCUCAAAAGUUUAUAGUUAUUAAUCAUGAAAGAUUGUAACGAACAUUCGAAGAAUUAAAAUGA